Molecule: messenger RNA, 408 nt
Organism: Funneliformis mosseae
Lineage: Eukaryota; Fungi; Glomeromycota; Glomeromycetes; Glomerales; Glomeraceae
Source: the annotation of a GenBank genome assembly
AUGACUUUAUUACACGUAUUAUCAUAUGGAGCAGCCCUACUCGCGUUUUUAUUUUUAACCUUGAGCUUAGCCGAGCUCGUCGAAGAAUAUACCGUUUUAACAAAAAAGAUUAUAAAAAACGUAACUUUGUAUUUUACGUCUGUCUACUUUGUUUUCGUGGACAUUGCUGCGUUCUUUGGAAUUUGCGUUUGGUUAAUUCCAUUUUCUUAUUUCAUUUCCUUAAGUGCUAAUGACAAUGCUCUUCCAUCUUUCGAUACGAAAUCUUAUAAUAUCGAUUUGAUUCCAGCACGAAACAAAUCCGGACUUCUCAAGAAUUUGCUUAAUUUCAUAUUACAGAAAAAGGAAGAAAUAAUUCCUUUGACAUCUGCUUCGCAAUCAUCGAAUCUUUCAACAAGAAAAAAUUUAUGA